Coregonus sp. 'balchen' is the source of this 14424-nucleotide messenger RNA. NCBI's taxonomy places the organism in Eukaryota, Metazoa, Chordata, Actinopteri, Salmoniformes, Salmonidae. The record is from the annotation of a GenBank genome assembly.
AUGGGAGAAGUGUGUACACAGGUAUACAGUGGCUGCCCCAAUGAUUGUUUAGAACCUCUAUAAGGGGAGAGAUGAGGCAAUUAUAUUUACUCAAGUGGAGACCGCAGGCUAGAAGUGCAAAAGUCAGACAGUUUGAAAGGAGAUAAGAGUAGGUCUAAUGUUAUUCCCAAUCCAAUUCCCUGUACCCCAACUCGAGUCCAGAACGCACACACUUUCGAGUCGAGGACACUCUGAUUCUUGUUUCAGUUCAUAACCUGCGUUUGUGUGUCUGUCUGUGAGAUAUUUGCAUGUCUGUGUGAGUGAUUCUUUAUCCAUGGUGUUGUGCAGUGUAAUAGUUGUGGGUGAAGCUGGUGUUUGGGCUGAGUGGGUCUCCCUUCUCCAUCCUCUGCUAUUACCGUAAUGAGGGGGGAAUUGGGUCAGCAUCUGGGGAGCUGGCACUCAGAGACAGGCCUGUGUUGCAGUCAGGUCAGUCAGACAGAGAGCCCCCCUCCCCAGUACAGCUGGAGGAAUUAAUACCCGGCCUGCUACCACAGUCCACACUCCACUGAUAUGGGUGCCUCAGUGGGCAUUUAGGUUUCAUUUGUGCUGUUUUCAUUGGUAAAGUGCCUCAUUGUUGAAUUGGCCCAGUUAUUUCCCCCACAGGGGUUUUUCUAUUGCACUCCUCAUUAUCAACCAGUGUUUAACUUCCAACUCAUUUUGAGGCGGUGCGUCAUUAGCUAUGCUGUCCACAGACACUGACCUGUGUGUGUUUAUCCAUAUCUCUAACCCCCGUCUCUCUCUAUCCCAGGUAGAGCGAUGUCGGAGGAGGCGGUGCGUCAGACGCGCAGCCGGAAGCGGGCCCUGGAGAGGGACAUGGUGGCCCCUGGCAGCCCUGGAGGGGAGCUGGACAGUAAGAAGGUAAAGCUGGAGAACUGUGACCUGUUACCUGCCGCAGACGGACCUAUAGCUCUAGUGGCUGUGGGUGGAGGAGGAGAUGUGGUGAAGACUGAGCAGACAGCCAAGGUGGCCAGCAUGAGCAUCCUGAAGACCGGUGAGGUCAAGGCUACCGUCAAAGUGGAGGUGCAGACCGGGGACAGGCCUGUAGAUAUGAGCACAUCCAAGAGGUGAGACAAACUGAUUACAUACACACACACACACACACACACACACACACACACACUCACACACUGGUAGCCUACACUCUGACUGGCUGUACAUUUGAACCAGUCCUAACUGAACUGUGGUACCCUCAGACGCUGUCUAUUUUGGUUAAUAGUAUUACCGUCACACUCUGGAUUUAGAUUUCAUUUUAGAAUGUUGCUCUAAAAUGUUUUUUUCCCAUCUGGCCUGUGGUGCAUGUUUACAAUAUGAUGGAUUGUCUCUGAGUCUGUACAGGGUCAAUUUAGGUGAUUAGAUUAUUCUACUGCUUUGUUUUGACUGGAAAGGGACAUUUGCUUGACAACGACUGUGUGUGUGUUUGAACUACUGUCUGCACUAGCUAGCGAGUGGGCUUCUCACACAGGAAGUGCAUGUCUGCGCUCCCUCGGUUCUGGGUGGCCUGUCCCCAUUUUGAAAAGUUUGAGGCUCCGGCUGACUGCCUCCAUUUUCUCCAGCACCUGAACUCUGCCUCACUUUACACAAAAUGAAGGUCACAAACUGUCACAAACUGGUUCCAGCUGGCCGUUGCCAUGGUUUCCACAUUGGAAGGAGCAGUUGGGGAAGGCAGGGCUGUUGUUGGGUGGGUGUGUCACAUGACCAGGGCAGGGAAAUUCCUGAUGUCAUGUGAUCUCUUCACUCAGUAGAGUGAUUAAAAUACACUGGAGGUGAGCGCAGUAGUGAGAAAGGAAGAUGGCCUCCAAGGAAGGGCCUUUUAUGUAUCGCAGAAGUUUGCCCUUAUGUCACCUUUUCCUGUACUGCUAUAGUUUAAAUGUAUUUGAUUGAACUUGUAGCGUUUGCACUGCAGAGGAGAUCUAGCGUUUUGAUCCAACUGUUUCAUAAUAAUAUAAUAAUAAUAAUAUGCCAUUUAGCAGACGCUUUUAUCCAAAGCGACUUACAGUCAUGCGUGCAUACAUUUUUGUGUAUGGGUGGUCCCGGGGAUCGAACCCACUACCUUGGCGUUACAAGCGCCGUGCUCUACCAGCUGAGCUACAGAGGACCACUGUGCAGGGUGCAGAGGGCUAGAAUACGCAAUGCUUUCCACUGUCAUUGAAUUAGAAAUAUAUUAAAAACACUAUUUUGGCCAGAUAGAUCUUAAUAGACUAGCUAGUGAAAACUGUUGAUGACGUUUGUCUAUGUCCAGUUUCAUGAAUAGUGGUUUGAAGGAAUGCACUUUUUCUACCUGAUACUUUGCUCCCAUGAGUUUACUAAUUCAGUGGAAGUCAAUACUGCAGAGUAUUUCAGAGAAGCAGUAGCUAGUAGAAACAGAAGCAGUGGCCUCUGGAUCUUAUGUAACCAGGUACUUGGCUUUUGUUUAUGCGUGUCUAAUCAGCUUUCAGGGUGGAGGAGAUUGCCUUGUCACCACAAUAAACCCUCACUUUACCCAUUGCCAGGGCUAGGAGUUUCUCCUGGUUAGGUCCUGUGUGUGAGGCCUCCCUAUCCAUCAGUUUACUCUUUGUCCAACGUGGUCCGUUGCUUUACAAGGCCCCUGUAUAACCAGCUGUGGAUGGUGUGACUGUGAAUCAUAGCUACUGUAUCUCCCUCUGCCUCCCUUCUAAACUGAACCAGCCCUCAGCCCUGUUACCACAGCAGGGCUCUGGGAUGUUUUGCACCAGCCAGGGAGACUGUGCCCUUGUUGAGUGUCCUACCCUCUGCAACGUAGCCCAAGACACACAUGGUCAGUAAAUGAGUGAGUGAGAGUGUAUACAAUAGGCUGGGUCCUAGCCAUGUUCCCCUCCCCCACCCCUUUCACUCUCCCCUCCAGUGUCUCCUGUAGGCCUCUGCUCUGCGACUCUGGUGUCAGCAACUGGGAGGGGUGGGGCCCUGACCUACCGGGCCCCGGGCACAGCUACUGUCCCUACCAAGAGUCAACAUGCCCCCCCCCCCCCCACAGGGUACGAUCGGGACGGAGGGGGGAGCAUUCCAUCUCCUCCAUCGGCCUUUCACUCCCCCUCUCCGUCACAGGCUCCACGCUGCAUACCGCUGCUCCCCUUAGUCCUCCUCAGGCUGGAGGAAACAACAGCUAGCUACAGCCACAGAUGGAGCAAUGAGGCCAGAUCUAAUCUCCCUGGAACAUUUUAGUCAUUUAGCAGACACUCUUAUCCAGAGCGACUUACAGUUAGUGAGUGCAUACAUUUUCAUACUGGCCCCCCGUGGGAAACGAACCCACAACCCUGCCGUUGCAAGCGCCAUGCUCUACCAACUGAGCUACAGGGGACUACAACUUACAACUUGUGGCUGAGCCUUGGUCAUAAACUCACUAAUUUUGGGCCUAGUUUCUGACACUACCAUACCAGUGGAAAUAUAUGAAGAGGAGGCUCUUAUUCAGACCGGGCUCCCACUUCACCAUGAUUGGUCUAUCAAUUUCAGAUCGACUUGGUACACUGUUCACUCACUCAUAGACCACUUAAAAGUUAUCAUUUACCGCCCUCUACUGGACGAAUGCUGAUACUGUCUGUCUGCAUACUGGCCCUUGUGGCCAUCAUUUGUAAUAUGAUUAGUGAGUGUUGUGUGAUCACACACAAAUUAAUUUGUGUGAGGAAAGAGGGUUUGGCUUUCCAUAUCUUCUUUGCUUUCCAUGUCUUAUUUUUGCCUACUACUAAUGUCGAGUUUAGUUAUUUAGUUUUCGUUUGUUUCUCUCUUCUCUCAGUGACGUAAAGAAAGAGAGGGAGCUCCUGUCAUCAAAUGAUGAUGUCAUAGUGCUGUCAGACAACGAGCCGUCCAUCCCCAUCAUGAACGGCCUGAACCACUACAGAAAGACAGACACUGACCUGCUCAUGGUACGACUAUACACACACACAGAGAGAGAACGACUCCUCUCUUUGUGCAACUCCCAAUGUGUCUUCAUCCUUCAUGGAUUCAAAUAAAUUCGAAUGUAAUUGUGUGUUUGACACACCGCUGUCUUCCCGUGUGUAGAAGAGCAGGCCAGAUGAGAGGGAGCACGUCAUCAAACAGUUGAAGGAGGAGCUGAGACUACAGGAGGCCAAGCUGGUGCUGCUGAAGAAACUACGACACAGCCAGAUCCAGAAGGAGAGCGCUGUACAGAAGGUAUCUAAACAAACACACACACAUACACACACAUACAGUGUAUUCAGACCCCUUGACUUUUUCCACAUUUUGUUACCUUACGGCCUUAUUCUAAAAUUGAUUAAAUAUUUUUUUCCCCUCAUCAAUCUACAAACAAUACCCCAUAAUACCCCACAAAGCAAGAUCAGGUUUUUAGAAAUUUUUGCAAAUGUAUAAAAAAUAAAAAACGGAAAUACCUUAUUUACAUAAGUAUUCAGACCCAUAGCUAUGAGACUCGAAAUUGAGCUCAGGUGCGUCCUGUUUCCAUUGAUCAUCCUUGAGAUGUUUCUACUUGAUAGGAGUCCACCUGUGGUAAAUUCAAUUGAUUGGACAUGAUUUGGAAAGGCACACAAAUCAAAUCAAAUGUUAUUUGUCACAUGCGCCGAAUACAACAGGUGAAGACCUUACAGUGAAAUGCUUACUUACAAGCCCUUAAACAACAAUGCAGUUUUAAGAAAAAUAAGUGUUAAGUAAAAAAUAGAUAAUAAAAAUUAAAGAGCAGCAGUAAAAUAACAAUAGCAAGCCUAUAUACAGGGGGUACCGGUACAGAGUCAAUGUGCGGGGGCACAGGUUAGUCAAGGUAAUUGAGGAAAUAUGUACACCUGUCUAUAUAAGGUCCCACAGUUGACAGUGCAUGUCAGAGCAAAAACCAAGCCAUGAGGUCGAAGGAAUUGUCCGUAGAGCUCAGAGACAGGAUUGUGUCAAGGCACAGAUCUGAGGAAGGGUACCAAAAAAUGUCUGCAGCAUUGAAGGCCCCCAAGAACACAGUGGCCUCAUCAUUCUUAAAUGGAAGAAGUUUGGAACUACUAAGACUCUUCCUAGAGCUGGCCGCCCGGCCAAACUGAGCAAUCGGGGGAGAAUGGCCUUGGUCAGGGAGGUGACCAAGCACCCGAUGGGCGCUCUGACAGAGCUCCAGAGUUCCUUUGUGGAGAUGGGAGACCUUCCAGAAGGACAACCAUUUCUGCAGCACUCCACCAAUCAGGCCUUUAUGGUAGAGUGGCCAGACUGAAGCCACUUCUCAGUAAAAGGCACAUGACAGCCCGCUUGGAGUUUGCCAAAAGGCACCUAAAGGACUCUGACCAUGAAAACAAUAUUCGCUGGUCUGAUGAAACCAAGAUUGAACUCGUUGGCCUCCAUGCCAUGUGUCACGUCUGGAGGAAACCUGGCACCAUCCCUAUGGUGAAGCAUGGUGGUGGCAGCAUCAUGCUGUGGGGAUGUUUUUCAGCGGCAGGGACUGGGAGACUAGUCAGGAUCGAGGGAAAGAUGAACGGAGCAAAGUACAGAGAGAUCCUUGAUGAAAACCUUCUCCAGAGCGCUCAGGACUUCAGACUGGGGUGAAGAUUCACCUUUCAACAGGACAACAACCCUAAGCACACAGCCAAGACAAUGCAGGAGUGGCUUCGGGACAAGUCUCUGAAUGUCCUUGAGUGGCCCAGCCAGAGCCCGGACGUGAACCCGAUCAAACAUCUCUGGAGAGACCUGAAAAUAGCUGUGCAGCGACACUCCGCAUCCAACCUGACAGAGCUUGAGAGGAUCUGCAGAGAGGAAUGGGAGAAACUCCCCAAAUAAAGGUGUGCCAAGCUUGUAGCGUCAUACCCAAGAAGACUCAAGGCUUUAAUCGCUGCCAAAGGUACUUCGACAAAGUACUGAGUAAAGGGUCUGAAUACUUAUGUAAAUAUGACAUUUUGAGUUUGUUUUAUUUUAUAAAUUUGCAAAAAUUUCUAAACCUGUUUUUGCUUUGUCAUUAUGGGGUAUUGUGUGUAGAUUGAUGAGGGGGAAAAAACAAUGUAAUACAUUUUUGAAUAAGGCUGUAACGUAACAAAAAGUUGAAAAAGGGGUCUGAAUACUUUCCAAAUGCACUGUAUACACACACAUGCACACAUACUCACACACGUAUGCAAGCACCUGUGCACACAGGCACACAGGUGCGCACACACACAGGCACAGAAGUACACUCACACACGCACAAAGCUUGCCAUCAAUAGUCUGGUCUCUCUCUCUCUUCUCUUUCUCUUUUCUUCUCUCUCUCACUCUCACUCAUUCACUCACUCUCUAUUUCUCUCCCUCUGUUCUCCAGCCAACCUCUGGCUCUGUGGCCACUCCUCCACCUCUGGUCAGAGGCAGCAUCGCAUCAGGCAAAGGACCGCUACAGGUACAGACAGCUACUGCUCAUUGCCACUAUACCAUACAACAAUCAUUACAUUACUGCUAUUAUCAGAAUCACCUUUAUUCGCCAAGUACAUUUACACAUACCCAGAAUUUGCCGUAGUGUGAAGGUGCUGCCAGCAAUAGACAAUAUACAAACAGAAUAGAGACACAUGGCCACAUAGACAUCAUACAGAAUAUAUACAAUGUCCACCUCAACGGACAUUUAACCUGCCCCCACCCAAUGGACAUUUAUCAUGCUGAAUAGCCACCACUAGUCAGCCCACUGCUCCCCUUGUCCCCCUCCUGCCCCCCCCCCCUCCCGGACUCCCCCCCGUUUCUCUCCUUAUAGACAUUCCCCCCCCCCCUCAACUGACAUUUUCCCUGCCCCCACCCCAAUGGUCAUUUAUCAUGUUACAGUUGUAAAUAUGUAUAUUGUUAUUAUUAUUAUUUAUAUUUUUAUUAAUUUUUCUGUUAUUCACUUCCCUUUGACCUGCACUGUUGGAGCUUGAAGCUUAAUAUUUGCACUGUACCCUGCAUUUACAUCUGCAACCCUGUGCAUGUGACUAAUAAACUCCCUCUCUAAACAUUAAACUCUGGAGUAUAGGCUGAUUACAGUGGGAAUAUACAAUUUACAGAGGGGAUAUAUCUAUCUAUAAACUGGGUGGUUCAAGCCCUGAAUGCUGAUUGGCUGAAAGCCGUGGUAUAUCAGACCGUAAACCAUGGGUAUUAUCAAUCAAUCAAUCAAUUUUAUUUUAUAUAGCCCUUCUUACAUCAGCUAAUAUCUCGAAGUGCUGUACAGAAACCCAGCCUAAAACCCCAAACAGCUAGUAAUGCAGGUGUAGAAGCACGGUGGCUAGGAAAAACUCCCUAGAAAGGCGAAAACCUAGGAAGAAACCUAGAGAGGAACCAGGCUAUGAGGGGUGGCCAGUCCUCUUCUGGCUGUGCCGGGUGGAGAUUAUAACAGAACCAUGCCAAGAUGUUCAAAAAUGUUCAUAAGUGACAAGCAUGGUCAAAUAAUAAUCAGGAAUAAAUCUCAGUUGGCUUUUCAUAGCCGAUCAUUAAGAGUUGAAAACAGCAGGUCUGGGACAGGUAGGGGUUCCAUAACCGCAGGCAGAACAGUUGAAACUGGAAUAGCAGCAAGGCCAUUGGUAACCAGUUUAUAAUAGCAAUAAGGCACCACGGGGGUUUGUGAUAUAUGGCCAAUAUAUACCACGGCUAAGGGCUGUGCCUAAGAACAGCCCUUAGCCAUGGUAUGUUGGCCAUAUACCAUGCUCUCUCGUGCCUUAUUGCUUUAAUAAGUAGAGGGAGGGAUGUACAGCACAUUCACACUCCUUGUAAUUGUAUAUCACUGUAUCCAUUAAAUCACUAAGCACAUUCAAGCUAUCUGUACUAGCUUGUUAUCAGUGUGUCUGUUCAACCAUGCUAUCAGAGGUAAUCACAUGCAUCUUGCUGUGACACUACAGCUGAUGUGACAUGGCUCUGUUUUGCCUCUACUCGAUAUGACUUGACAGAAUGAUUGAUUGAAUAUGACAUGAAAGGGACUGGCCACUUGCCAGCAAAUGUCAACAGUGAUCAUGUGGUAUCAUCACAAGAUGCUUUCAUGGUCAAGUCUAAUUUCCAUUAAAUCAUGAUUUACCCAAAAGUCUGAGUUACAUGUGGAUCUUGCGCAGUAAUGUAGUAUAUAUAUAUAUUUAUAUAUACAUACACACACACUGGACUCCGAUAUUGCUCGUCCUAAUAUUUGUUAAUUCCAUUAUUUUACUUUUAGAUUCACGUGUAUUGUUCGAUAUUACUUCACUGUUGGAGCUAGGAACACAAGCAUUUCGCUUCACCCGCAAUAACAUCUGCUAAAUAUGUGUAUGCAACGAAUAAAAUUAGAUUUUUGAUUUGAUUUGGUUGUGUAAAGUUGAAACCCUGUUGUUGUCGUUUUGUGUCUAGGUGUCGUCAGGCCGUAGCUCAGGCACAGUGAUCCCUCCUCCAUUGGUCCGGGGUGGGCAGCACGUCCCGUCCAAGCAGAACUCCCAGACCGUCAUGCCACCCCUGGUCAGAGGGGCACAGGUAACUUGUACUCUGGUACUUACCAUUUCAACUUACUUUAAUUGUUGUCUGUAUGCCCAUUUAGUACUUGUACAAUGUGACUUAUUAAUACGAAUUCUACAUUCCCUGUAUGAUCAGUGUAUUUUUUUCAUAUGUUUUCCUGCUACUUUCAUGCUUUAAAACACAUUUGAUUCCUUGGCAGUGAACUCUCUUAACUAAUAGACCAAAUGCUCAAUACUAGUUGGUUCUACACGCAGUGCGCUUGUCACAGUCUAUUCCAGUAAAUUCAUUUUACAGUGAUAUGGAUAUUGACAUAUUUUCUCUCAAUCUCCUUUCAAUUCAAGGGGCUUUAUUGGCAUGGGAAACAUGUGUUUACAUUGCCAAAGCAAGUGAAAUAAACAAAAGUGAGAAGACACAAAACAAUAUAAACUAAACACAAAUAGAAAUGAACAGUAAACAUUGGGCUCUCCAUGCCCUCUCCUGCCUCUGUCCCUCUCCCUGUGUGUGACUCCACUCCCCCCUUCCCCUCUCCCUUAUGUCCAUGUCCUGCCCAUGUCCUGUGUGUGUGUGUGUGACGUUGUCAGCCCAUCGCGGUGUCUCCCCAGCAGAUCGCGUCCCUGCGGCAGCAUCAGCAUUCAGUGUCGGGCCCCCCUCCCCUGCUGCUGGCCCCCAGGGCCUCGGUCCCCAAUGUCCAGGUGCAGGGCCAGAGGGUCAUCCAGCAGGGCCUCAUCAGGGUGGCCAAUGUCCCCAACACCAACGUCCUGGUCAACAUACCACAGGUCAGAACACACUCUAUCACCCAGGUCAGUCAGAAACACAGUCUAUCCACAUUACUACAUUACUGCCAGGACACCAACGUACUGGCCAGCAUUUUAUAUUAAGACCUCUUCCAAAGAGCACAUUUCAGAAAUGCAUCCCCACAGUGUUGGACUCCCAACAGCACUACUUCUCCAUCUAAUUUCAUCCUGACUAGUGAGUGUGUGUCUGUUCCCCAGGGCUCACAGAAGGGCUUAUCUGUGACGUCUCAGGCUGGGAUGGGCAGUGGCGUGUCCACGGUCCAGGCCAACGAGUCCCCGGCCGCUCGCCAGGCGGCCGCCAAGCUGGCGCUGCGUAAGCAGCUGGAGAAGACACUGUUGGAGAUCCCUCCUCCCAAACCUCCCGCCCCCGAGUUCAACUUCCUGCCGUCAGCAGCUAACAACGAGUUCAUCUACCUGAUGGGCCUGGAGGAGGUGGUGCAGAACCUGGUGGACACACUGGGACGGGGUGGGUUUAUACUUUUAUUCAAAAAUAUAGAUUUUUUGCAUCAGCACAAGCAUAAGGUAUUUAUGGUAGUACUACGUAGUCAUAGCUAAUCUCUUACAGUGAGUUUUUUGUUGGCUGCCAUGGGUUCUUGUCAUUCUAACUCAUUGCUCUAUUUGAAAACUACUGACCUACAAGGUACAUAAUACUGACAUGUCAUUUUUCGGUAUUUCGCUCUCAGGCAAGAAACCGGGUCAGUCAGUGACCCCCGUCCCCAAGGAGCCGCACACCUGUGCCCAGUGCAAGACGGACUUCACGUCGCGCUGGCGCUCGGAGAAGAGCGGCCCCGUCCUGUGCGACCACUGCAUGUCGUCCAACCUGAAGAAGGCCCUGAAGGCAGAGCACACCAACCGGCUGAAGGCGGCCUUCGUCAAGGCCCUGCAGCAGGAGCAGGAGAUAGAGCAGCGGAUCCUCCAGCAGGCCGCGUCUCCCGUCUCCAAAACGUCGCCCUCUUCCUCUGGGAUGAAGAGUGAGCAGCAGCAGCAUGUGCUGGCGUCUCAACAGUACAAGCAGGCCAGAGCCCAGCUCCAGCUUCAGCAGCAGCAGCAUAGAGGCAUGCCUAUGGCCCGCCACCACUCCUCCAUCAAGCAGGUCAGCACUGGGACACAACAUUACCGCUACACACUACUAACUCAUACGGAAGGGGAAGCUUGUCUGGUGUACAUUUUCUGAUACCUUGAAAAAAAACAACUGUGGCAUACUUUUUGAUUCUAUGAACACAUUGGUUAAUUACUAACGUUCCUGUUUUCUCCCUCCUCUCUCAGAGCUCUGGUCAGAUGUCCCGUAGUGUGCAGCAGGCGGUGGGGUCUCGCGGUGUCACUCACUCGUUCUCCACGUCCUCUCAGCAGCUGCAGAACGCUGUGACCGCAGCCGCGCUGGUGAGCAGGCCAGGUAAGCAUGCCAUGCGCCCGGCGCAGGGCGCAAAGGGCAGCAGUGGCAGCAGUAACCCCUCGGCCAACGCCAACGCCUGGAGGAAGCAGACCACCGGGAACUCAGGUAGAUGAACCUGUACAGGACCGAGACAAGACCCUGUCCUCACCUGCACACUGUGGUCUCUGUCUCUCUCUGUCUCUCUCUGUCUCUCUGUCUCUCUCUCUCUGUCUCUCUCUCUCUCUCUCUGUCUCUCUGUCUCUCUCUAUAUAUACAUACAUACAUACAUACAUACAUACAGGUAUCACUAAAGGUUGUGGAAGGUUCGUUUUUACCUCGAUGGGGUGACAGUCAGUCUGAGAUGUAAAUUAGCUUUAGCUAGCUGUCCCCUUCUCUCUCUCCAUGCCUUUUCUUGUGUAAUUCCCAGGUGGUGGGUUAGACUCAUUGUUAGAAUGUAGAAUCCUUUCAUUCAUCAGGGCCUUCUACAGGUUGGGUAGUAGGUAGCCUAGCAGUUAAAAGCAUUGGGCCAGUAACGGAAAGAUUGCUAGUUCGAAUCCCAGAGCUGAUUAGGUGAAAAGUAUGUGCCCUUGAGCAAGGCACGUAACCCUAAUUGCUUUUGUAAGUCGCUCUGGAUAAGAGUGUCUGCUAAAUGACUAAAAUGUAAUUCAUUCAUUCCAAUAAAACACUAAUUGUAUUGUCCUUUUAUAUUCUGCUAUUGCUGACACGCUAACAGAUGGUACAAGGUAUGGCUGUAUAGCUUGCAGACACGCUAACAGAUGGUACAGGGUAUGGCUGUAUAGUCUGCAGACACGCUAACAGAUGGUACAGGGUAUGGCUGUAUAGCCUGCAGACACGCUAACAGAUGGUACAAGGUAUGGCUGUAUAGUCUGCAGACACGCUAACAGAUGGUACAGGGUAUGGCUGUAUAGCCUGCAGACACGCUAACAGAUGGUACAGGGUAUGGCUGUAUAGUCUGCAGACACGCUAACAGAUGGUACAGGGUAUGGCUGUAUAGUCUGCAGACACGCUAACAGAUGGUACAGGGUAUGGCUGUAUAGCCUGCAGACACGCUAACAGAUGGUACAGGGUAUGGCUGUAUAGCCUGCAGACACGCUAACAGAUGGUACAGGGUAUGGCUGUAUAGUCUGCAGACACGCUAACAGAUGGUACAAGGUAUGGCUGUAUAGUCUGCAGACACGCUAACAGAUGGUACAAGGUAUGGCUGUAUAGUCUGCAGACACGCUAACAGAUGGUACAAGGUAUUGCUAUAUAGUCUGCAGACAGGCUAACAGAUGGUAGAGGGUAUGGCUGUAUAGUCUGCAGACAGGCUAAUGGAUGGUAGAGGGUAUGGCUGUAUAGCCUGCAGACACGCUAACAGAUGGUACAAGGUAUGGCUGUAUAGUCUGCAGACACGCUAACAGAUGGUACAAGGUAUUGCUAUAUAGUCUGCAGACAGGCUAACAGAUGGUAGAGGGUAUGGCUGUAUAGCCUGCAGACAGGCUAAUGGAUGGUAGAGGGUAUGGCUGUAUAGCCUGCAGACACGCUAACAGAUGGUACAAGGUAUGGCUGUAUAGUCUGCAGACACGCUAACAGAUGGUACAAGGGAUUGCUAUAUAGUCUGCAGACAGGCUAAUGGAUGGUAGAGGGUAUGGCUGUAUAGCCUGCAGAUAGGCUAACGGAUGGUAGAAGGUGUUUGAGAUGUCUGCUGUUUGGGCCUAAUGAACGUGUCCCUGGUUCCAGUCCUGUAUACUCACUGCUGAGUUUGUUGUCUCCCUUCAGGUGUGACCAUGGCCUAUGUGAACCCCAGCCUGUCUGUCCACAAGACCACCACCUCAGCCAACCUGGAGCGCCAGCGAGAGUACCUCCUGGACAUGAUUCCCUCCCGCUCCAUCUCCCAGACAUCAAACACAUGGAAAUAACACCACCACUUAAUAUCAAUCUGAAUAAUAGUCAUUCUCAUGAUUAAACUUAACAAUGGAAUCCUCUUGGGAAAACAACACCAGAUGAUCUACUCUCGAGCUAUGAAAUAAAAACAACACCCACCAUCUUCCUUUCUUCCUCUGAUGUCCGGAGUCUUCAAUUCCAUUGUGGAGUACUGGUGUUACUGGGACAGUACAGGGCUCUGAGAUAAGCUACAUCCCAUGAGUCAAAGGGGUUGCACGAACUUAAUCUCUCUCAAACAGUUUUGGUGCCCCUCUGCCCUUUCCUCCAUGGCCGUAUCUGUGGCUCUCCUUGGCUCUGCAGGUGACAGGACAGUUAACAUCAUCCACUGGGAAUUAUGCCUCUUCAUACUUACUCCACCCCCCCCCCCCCCUUCUACCUAUAAGAUCCAGGACCGGGUCUCUCUCUGGCCUCAGUGGCAGGCUGGUGGCACCUGACUGACUGACUGACUAGAGGACCAUCCACGGAAUACGAAAAUGGCUUCAGCUUUGCAAAAACUAAAUAAUAAAAAUAAAAACAUCUACACACACAGACUGCCUCCUCUUUGAACCGACGGUGGUGCAGAACUGAGGAGAAGCCUAGAGUGUGUCUGGUUAUUUUGUAUGGUUGAAUGUUAGAUUAUUUUUUCUUUUUUUUUCUGUAAAUCAUAUCCUGUGUCGAGAUUGUGCUCCCUACUAUUUUGGAAUUGGACUCGUGGAGGUCUGUGUGUGAAAGGUAACGUUACUGUUGAGGUGGUUUUACAUCUGCUAGUUUAGUGUUUAAUUUUUUUUUUAAGACUUGUUUUCUAAGCUGAAAAGAACAUGAAGUAACUGACUUAAUAUGUACAAACAUGGAACACAUUGUGGGAGGACUAUUCUUCUUGAAUUUAAUUUUAAUUUUUAUGUAACCUUCCAAAGAAAUGGUUGAGCCCAAAUGGAUCACUUCUUUCUACUGUUUUAACCCUCGUCGUUAAAAUAAAGACAGGAUGUGCUUUUUUUCUGAAAUGCAAAAGAGGAGGGGGAAGGGAUGUCAUCUUAUGAAAUAAUUUUGCUUUUAGUCAUCGGUUGUGGUGCAUUACUUUUCUUCUUAUAGGCAAAUGCAGUCUCUAGGUAUACUUAAAUACUUUUAGUGUUUUCUUUUACAAGGGAGAGUGUAUGAGUUAUGUCACGUCCCUUAAUUAGCUAGCUAGCUAGCCCAUCUGGUGGAAAGGCCAGCGGUAUUGCAUUUUUAUAGGUGGUGCAGUAGAGGGUGAGAAGCUGUUGAAAUAUGCACCAUGCUUACAAAGCUCACUCUCAGACGGAAUAAGACGGUGCUGUGUCAGUAUAUGAGGGCUUACGAGGUCGAGCUUCUGUAUCAAAACAUGGUUCAGAACUACACAACAGUUCAGUGGCCUAGUAGAAAUUAAUCUGAAAGGAAAUGAUCAAACGACAAUGCUUUGAAUUUAGGUUGUAUCUUAAUGUCUUGUGCAGCCAAAUACAUUUUUCAUUUUUUUUCCUCCUACAAAUGUCCCUGCUUUCUCCUGAUAAGUUUUGAUAGCAGUGUGUGUCCUCAGAAAGUGCAGUCUUAAUUAAUACAUUUUCAUUUGAACCCUGUUGUUUUCUGUAACCACCAAGCUAUUUGUCUGAUCACCCAUUGUUGUUAUAAUUUUGGUACCUUGUUUUUCCAUAGCUGCCCCUAGAUCAGAUUUCAGAUAGAUUAAUUUGCUUGCAUCUCUAAUAACACCACAUUCUCCAUAUAGUGAACUACUUAAGAUAGAGCUCUGGGUAAAAUUAUUGAACUAUAUAGGGUGUAAUUUGAGAUUCGCCUGUUUGUCAAUCUCUUGGAGCCCUGCUCUCAGAACCAUGAUGGCCGAUGGUUAGGGUCCUGGCCAGUGUUCCAGGGGUUAUGGCCAGAAGGGAUACAGCUUAUGUCAGAAAUGGCCAAAAAUGACUUUUCAUAGCAGGUUAGGAG